UUUUGUUUAUCAAUUCGAUAACGGAUGCUGGGAUUCAGCUUGCAGAUCGACGCGAGAGCCGCAUAUCCUUCGAUUAUUUAGACACACGUCGGCGUACCGAUCGUAUUAAUCUCGCAAUUUAUAACGCCUUUUAAUAUCUACCGUUUCGUACAAUUUAUUAAAUUUACAUAUUGAUCAUAGGCCCAGCGUCAGCCGCGCUACUUGAAAAAGCCAAGGCCGCGACCGGCUCGAAACGAGAGACGAGGGACAUCGGCGAUCGUUAUGUCGAGCGACGAGUUUCGCUGAAGUUUACGAAAUUUUCUAGACGUCCCACACGUCUGUAGGUAUACCACAUAUACCGCGAACUCGCGCGAGCGGGAGGAGUAGGAGGAGGACGUGAUCCCUCGUCUGGACGGGGUAGAUCAUCGAGCGGCAGGUAAUCGAUAAGCCUGCAACAAAUCGGAGUGACGUACGCCGCUGCUCGGGGUAUAUAUUCUACAUGCGCCUCAGGAGAAAAGCUCAGCUUUCUCUCUCUCUUUCUUUCUCUCUCGCGGGAGAGAACGCCACGGACGGACCCGGCGCGGCGUAGGAUAUCAACAGGCGUGAAGAAGUCGGCGGACGCGUCCAUCGAGGUUCCAGCCUCCCUCUCGGGACGCGACCCUCGAGGAGAAUCUCCUCGAGUCGAGUCGUAUCUAUAAUCGAAGGUAAAUCGCGGCGGCGGCGAAGACGACGUCUAGCCGGAGAGAGUGAGACGGAGAGACAGAGGGAGAGAGGAAGAGAGAGAGAGGGAGCGAUUGCGAGGGUGCUCGACGCAUUCUCUUCCCCGUAGAUGAUUCACGAGCUACACGUCAUGUACGAGCGGUCGUAAUAGAUGCGGUUUUUUGGUGUAUCGACACGGCCAAGUGUGAUCCCGGGGUGAUCGCGUAUCCGACCUAAACGGCACGCGCAUCCCCGACGUCGACGGAAAGAGGGUGUCGAGUAAACAUCGUUUACCGCGGCAAAGGAGACGGACGACCUGGAGCCUCGCCUCGUGCGUCCCGAUUGAAUUUGCGAGUUCGAUUGAACUCGCGCGGCGGGAUACGAAGGAAAAUUGCGGCCGCAACAGAGAGAGAGAAAGAGAAAGAGUGAUACGCGGCCGCGCGAGUUAUCACGUUGCGCGACUUAUCGGCCUGCAUUGAUCUUGUAUACGGGCGGCGACGGCGACGGCGAAGCAGCGAUCGGAGCAAAUUGGAUCGUGGCCGCAAACGUGACCAAGGAAACACACUUGACGUCUCGACCUCGCGUGCGGGCGGACUAACGCGAUCCCGCGAGCUCGAAAAAUAUCGUAUAUCGGGAUAAGCGCUCGCCGUGUUGUCUCUCCCCCGAUCGAUCUGCAACGAUUUGCAAUUAACGGCUUUGUUCUCCUUGGAGUAGCGACGCUGACGAUUGAUACGAUCGCGGUGAAGGAUAAAGUUGAGAGAAGGAGGAAUUCGCUAGAUCGCGAGGCGAGAUCAUUGCGAGGGGGGGGGGGGGGGGAAGGGGGGGGCGAUUUCUAUAGCUUCUCUCGGCCGCCUUUGCGGAUGACUGUCCGCAAUCGCGAUGAUAGAUCGAUACAGAUAAAAAUGCGCAAGACGCUGAAGCCGAUCGAAGGAAAUUCGGUGCCGCGAACUGUACAAUUUAAUUGUUAUCUGUCGUUUUACCGCGCAACAGGCUCGUUGUAACAGAGACGCGUUGAAAUUCCACGAACACUAUGCAAAAUUCUCUAGACGUCAUCCGGGAUCCUCCGUUCGCGAUCGCUAAUGUUUAAAUAAAUUAAACCGAGAAACUGUUUAUUUUUUAUCGCAGAGCGCGCGGUAUGACAACAAUGUCUUUGAAUUUUACGUCCAAUAAUAAUCCGACAUCGCUUUUGUCCGAUACAGAAAAGAUGGCCAUCGCCGCCUCGGAGAAUUACCAGCUCAAGUGGCACAGCUACGGGGCGCAUCUGCACAGCUCCGUCGCGACUCUGCUCCACUCGGAAUCCUUCGCGGACGUUCUGCUGGCCACGUCCUGCGGACGGCACGUGGCGGCCCAUCGAUUCGUCCUCGCGGCCUGCUCGUCCUAUCUCAGUCACAUUUUCCAGACGUGCCAUUUCGGCGCGAACACCAAUGCACCGAUAAUCGUGGUAUUGCCCACGGAGAUCGGAUACCGCACGCUAAAAAUCCUGAUACAGUACAUGUACAGCGGCGAGGCCACUGUGACGAACGAUCAGCUGGAGGGAGUCCUGAAGGCCGGCGACAUCCUACGUGUGCGUGGACUGUGGAGAUCGAAUACCGGCAGCAGCAAGAAAGAGAACAUACAGUCGAACAAUCAGAAGAUCGAGCGCGACAAGCGGGAAACGUCGCAGCUGGCCGGGCAGAUACAGAAGAUCAAACUGGUACAACCGACCGCCGAGAAGGUAAUCGAGAACGUGCAACAGGCGGCCGCGGCCUGCCAAAAUAAUAUACAGACGGCGAAGUCGGUCGAGAGGAAGAGCACCGAGAAGAUCGAGGACAAGGCCAACGAAUCCGAGACCAAAAAGGUCGCGGAGGAGAAAAGUAACGAGCAGAGCAAGAACAAGGAGAAUCUUGAGACAAAUGGCAAAAAGAAGAAAGCCGUUAGCAGCGACGUCGAGUCGAACAAGUCGAAGAGCGAAGGCGAAAACACCGAACUAAAUCUGGAACUGUUGGUGAAGGACGAGCCGAUCGAUUGGGAAGAGUCAAUCGAUCCGUCGGAAUCGCUUACGAUAGACCAUGAGAUCGAUAUCAAACCGGAGAUCGUACAUAGCGCGGACGAGGACGGAGACAUGGAGGAGGAGGAAUAUACACCGCUGACGUGCGACAUGUGCAGUCAAACGUUUAACAGACCGUCGGACUGGGUGAGGCAUAUAGAAUUCACGCAUGCUGACAUGACUGAAAAUCGGAGAAAGAAACGAAAGGACGAUAUGAGCGACGACAGCAAGGAUUUCCCGCCUCUCAAGUGCGAUCUAUGCGGCAACAUGUAUUCCACGCCGCAGGAAUGGGUGCGUCACAUACAGACGGAGCACACGGAGGAGCAGUUGGCCUUGAUGAACAAUUCGGCGCCCCCCAAGCCGAAAAGGGUUCACAAUCACCAAAAGUUAUGCAACAUAUGUCAAAAGGAAUUCCCGAGUCACGCCUCGAUGGUCAUCCACCAAAGAACGCAUACGGGCGAAAAGCCUUUCCUUUGCUCCUACUGUAAAAAAGGCUUCAACGUAAAGAGCAACUUACUGAGGCAUUUAAGGACACUGCAUGACAAAUACGUACACCCUAGCUUAUACGGGAGUAACGGUAGCACGAACGCUUAAAGACCUUUCACAUUUCUUUCUGACGCAACAAUAUAUAUGUAUAUGUAUAUAUUGUUUUGCAUAGCGUUUCAGUCGUGGAGAGACCAUACAGUAUCUUAUGUAUAUUCAAUAUUGACUACGUAGACUGAACGCGUAUCUAUAACGUAUAAAAAGGAUGCCAAAUCGGAGCACGACAUGACGAACUAACCGAGUCAAGAUCUGUGUGAAUCUCCACCGAGAGAAAGCAUAACUGAGCGCAUUUUAAAAAUUCACAACGCAUAUUGGAGAGAAAUCUAUACAAACUAUUUUUUCUAAAGAGUAGUAUUGUCGCAUUCUUUAUAUAAUAAUCUUCUUUUCAAUAAUGUAUAAAACAAUAGAACUCCUCUCUCUCAUUAAAUAACUUUCGAUUGAGUUGAAACAAGAAAGCAAUAUCAGGGUCUUAAUACCAAAGAGGCUGAUUAAUAUUGCCAAAACGUCUCAUUUGAAUGUUUUAAAACUUCUUUUUUUCCUAAUGUAGCGCACGUAUAUAUAUUAAAAAAAGUUACUUGUUUAACAAGAUUUUUGUUUAAAGACGAAGAGGACAAAUGAUGAAUGAUUUUACUAUUUAUAGAGAUCUGACGAGGAGUGCUUGCGUGUAAAAUAAUUCUAUAGUAUAAAUCAAUAUUUAAUGAUUAAUUAUUAACUUCAUUAUUUAGAGUAAUUAUAGGAUAAAUCCAAAUUAUGUAAGAUUUAACUGUAUACUACUUCUAGGCUAUUCCAUCCAUGAUAGCCCUCUUAUUCCCUCAGCUCGUAAGUUAAUUAUGUAUUUUUAUAUUAAAGUAGCGUAUACACACAAACAUAUACGAAGUAAGAUUGCAUUAAGCAAAACUUGAAAUUUCGAUCUAGGCUAGGGUAUAAGAAUAACGUAUAACAUUCAAAAUUUAUCAAAUUUUUUGAAAAUAUAUUGAGUUCUUCUUACAUAUAAAAAAAAGAAAAUGCGAUAUUAUCAAAAUACUGUCACAGUCUCCGGAACGUUAAUAAUGUGAAUAUUGAUUAAGAGGAUGACACCAUUUUGCUAUACCUGCUAAUCAUUGUGUCACUCUACUAUAAAUUUUAGUGUCAAUUCUGCAUUGCGCUAGCACUGUGACGAAAGCCAAAUAACUUUUAAAUGUAAAAUUACAAUAAUAUAUUACCUUAAAAGUAC
Temnothorax curvispinosus is the source of this 4460-nucleotide messenger RNA. Its product is annotated as zinc finger and BTB domain-containing protein 14. The coding region runs from base 1814 to 3298 and encodes 494 amino acids. The record is from RefSeq and is a predicted model, not a curated record. NCBI's taxonomy places the organism in Eukaryota, Metazoa, Arthropoda, Insecta, Hymenoptera, Formicidae. Gene Ontology annotation, biological process: regulation of transcription by RNA polymerase II. The transcript is spliced from 6 exons. Gene Ontology annotation, cellular component: nucleus. Gene Ontology annotation, molecular function: protein binding.